Oncorhynchus gorbuscha (pink salmon) is the source of this 1101-nucleotide messenger RNA. RefSeq names its product lipoma-preferred partner homolog. Bases 127 to 837 code for a protein of 236 amino acids. The transcript has 4 exons. The record is from RefSeq and is a predicted model, not a curated record. NCBI's taxonomy places the organism in Eukaryota, Metazoa, Chordata, Actinopteri, Salmoniformes, Salmonidae.
CAGUGCAGCUGUUUUUUAAAGUUUUUUUUUUUAUAAGAACCUGAUUAAUACCAACAUGUAAGUGUUUUGUUAUAGUUUUAUAGUGUAACAGUUUAAUCACGACAACCUUUUUUUCAGAACCCUGACAUGUCUGGUCCUACCUGGCCGCCUCCAAAGACUCUGGGUAGCCCGGAGAGACCCGUCCCCCAGAUGUCCGACUCUGGACCAGCCGUGUACAGACAGCCGCCCAAGAAGGUCUCCUCGGACACCCGGCCCAAGUAUGUGGUCCAUGACCAGAACAGAGGAGGAGGAAUGGCCACUAGGUACUUGGCCUCUGGACCCACAGCUGGGCCCAUGCAGCACCACCACCAAGAGGACCCAGGGUUUCACCCUAAAUCUAUUGACCACUACUACAAACCACCUCCCCAAGGGCUCGAAGAAGACCACCAGCUGAUGGGACCUCCUGAUAAGCCGUUUGGACACCAUUCCAUCAUCGAUGCAGAGAUUGACUCGCUCACCCGCAUGCUGGAUGAUCUGGACAGCUAUUCACAAAACAGCACACAGCUGUACGACAACGUGCCUUACAACAAACAUAUCACAGGGGACCGCUACAAACCCUCAGCCCAGCCAGGAGCACCCUCUCAGGGCAGGUUGUUCAUGGGUCUCCCCCCUCACCCCCAACACCAGUACCGUCCUACACCCCCAUUCCCAGAGAUACCCUGUACUUCACCCAGCCAGACUACGCCGAUGCCCAUGUCUCCAAACCCUACCCCCAGCCUGUCCCUUCCGCUUACACUACAGCCUCCACCACUACUUGCCCGAGGUUUAGCGUCCAGGACAAAACAGCCCAGCCUGUAACCUACUCCCAGACAGGUAGGCAAGCUGAGCAGGGUUACACCCCUCCCCCACAUCACCAGCACGCUCUGCGCCCCUCGCCCCCAGAAUCAGACUGUCCCUCAUGGCUGGUACCCUUCCAACCCUGCUUCCCAAGCCCGGGAGCUGCACUCUGAGAGGGGUUACAAGGGGAGUGCCGCAGGGUCUGGAGGGAGAGUCACCAAGUGCCCCACGUCCAAUAGAGGCACAGAGACAAAAAAAUCAGGGUCAUGCUCUGCAUGUCAGCCC